AUGUCUUCUAAGAGCUCCCUGAGAGGGAUGAUGAUGCUCUUCAUUACCCUCUUUCUCAUCGCUAUCUUCACUAUUCCUCGGAUUCCAGCUUCGUGGACACCUAAGGUUGUUCUCACCCGCGACCUGUUUAGCAUAGAGUGCAAUCGUUACCAGCAGAAGUCUUAUGGCUUCAAUUGGUCUACUCUUCCCGCUGGUCCGUUCUCCACCUAUGGUGAAUUCAACUUCACCGACUUCACCUGCAGCAACACCUUCGGCACAGGCAGUACCCCUAAGUAUGGUAAAAAAUCCAUUAUUGGCACCCUCGCCAAGCCUGGCAGUGGCAAGCCGGCUCUUACUAUGUCAUCCGGGUCUCCUUUCGCUAUCAAGACCAUGUAUGCCUCCGCUGCCAAGGCUGUUGAUCUCAACUUGGUCUUCAUCAUGCCUGAUGGUGACGUCUGCCGCAAAUCUGCUUCCAUCUCUUCUAGAGUUUCGGUGAUUGCAGUUGAUAAAUGCGCCGGCGCCACUUCCGUGCAAUUUGAACUGGAUGAGAGCAACGAAGACGACAGUACUGGAUUUGGCAUCUACAACAUCAUGUUUAACUGCGGACUAUCCACUGACAUGCCCUCAUAUGUGAACACUGACUCUGACUCUGUGCCGCACAUGGAUAUUCGGAAACGUGGAUCCUCUUCUAUAGUUGCUGGCUCAAGCGGUCAAGAGACAUCUGCGCCUGCGAAUGGAAAUGACGGCCCUUCGAACACUGAGUCUGCCAAUGCCAAUGGCCAAGCUACCAGUGCCAGUUCCUCGGUCGCCAAUACUCUGGAGGUUAUCCCCCAGGCUGCUCCCUCGACCUCUGCAGAAGUAUCCACAACAUCUGCUAUCCCUGUUGUUGUCAGUCCAAGUAAUGCUGCCUCUAUCUCGCCCGCAUCUUCCGAGCAUGCUAGCUCAUCUGCAGCUACAAACCCUGAAUCCAGUUCAUCGGUAGCUGAAGCUCCUUUUACCCCUGCUUCUAAUCCCUCAGCAAGCGCUUCCCCAACUUCUCAGACAUUCUCUGUAGCUGCGGUUCCAGUUAGCUCGCCAGCUGCUGCUGUCACAUCGUCUGCGUUCCACACUACCCGUCUGACAACAUCGACGGUGUACACCACUCGCGAGUUCACUGUCACUAGCUGUGCUGCUGAUAUUACUAAUUGCCCGGCUGAUUCGACUGUUGUCGUUACGUCUACCAUUGCGGUUUCGACAACCAUCUGCCCAGUGACUGAGACAGAGACUUCCACGAGGUCAACUUCUCCUCCUGAAUCGCUUAGAUCUUCAUCCCCUGUUAGCUCCGCCACUGUGCCUACCGCCUCUCCGAGUACUGCUGCUUCAACUCCCACUGGACCUAGUGCUGUUUUGCCCACUUCGUCCCCGGCUCAAUCAACAUCGCCUGUGGUCUCACCCAGCAGCUCGCCGCAGCCCUCGGGAUCGUCUCCUGUUACUGCUGCGGUAUCGUCUUCUGUUAGUAGCUCACCUUUUGGAGUUACAGCUUCGCCCACCAAGUGGACUACCUCAACUGUCUACGCUACCAGCCUGGUUACCAUUACCAGCUGUGCUCCUACUGUCACUAACUGUCCGGCUGAUUCCACCACCGUUGUUACUAGCACUAUUGCCGUUUCAACCACGAUCUGCCCGGUAACUGAGACAGAGACUGCUACAACAAAGACAUCGGUUCCCGCUGGACCUAGUAGUGCUUUGCCUACUUCUUCCUCGGUUCAAUCUACAUCUGUUGUGGUCUCACCCAGCAGCUCGCCCCAGCCCUCGGGAUCAUCUCCUGUUACUGCUUCAGGAUCGUCUUCCAUGACCAGCUCACCCGCUGGCAUCACAGCUUCGCCCACCAAGUGGACUACGUCGACUGUGUACACUACUAGUCUGAUCACUAUUACCAGCUGUGCUUCCACUGUCACCAACUGCCCGGCUGACUCUACCCAUGUUGUUACUAGCACUAUUGCUGUUUCGACAACCAUUCGCCCGGUUACUGAGACAGAGACUGCCACAGCGAAGAGUUCGACUCCUACUGGACCCAGUGGUGCUUUGCCUACUUCUUCCUCGGUUCAAUCUCCAUCUCCCGUGAUCUCGUCCAGCAGCUCGCCGCAGCCUUCGGGAUCGUCUCCCGUUACUGCUUCGGGCUCUUCUAUUACCAGCUCACCCGCUGGCAUCACAGCUUCGCCCACAAAGUGGACUACGUCGACUGUCUACACUACCAGCGAGAUCACCAUCACCAGCUGUGCUUCUACUGUCACCAACUGCCCGGCCGAUUCCACCACCGUUGUCACUCGCACGAUUGCUGUUUCGACUACGAUCUGCCCAGUCACUGAGACAGAGACACAUAGCUCGACGACUCCUGUUGUUUCUGAUUCUACCGUGCCAUCCUCCCCAUCUGCGGUUACUGGUACACCUACUACUCCUAACUCGACUAUCACCGUUGUGACCUACACCACUACAACAUGGUGUCCAUUCACCUCGACUGUGUCUUCUGGCACCUCGCAUUACACUACGGUUUCGAGCACUCCUUCGGUAGUUGUCGUUACGUCCACAAAAACCAUCUGCACAAAGUGUACUUCUACUUCUACUCCGGCAACUGGUACCCCUGAGACUACACCUGCGACAGUCACAUCCACGGAAUCUCUUUCGGUGCCUUCGAGUUCCAAGUCCACUACUCCUGGUACUGAGACCACACCCGUCAAAGUUACUACUACGGAAUCUGGCUCGGUGGCAUCGACCAAAUCCACCGUCUCUGUUACUCCCGUUGUGACUCCCGGUGUCAGUGCUGGCUCCACGCCUGGUACUCCUGGCUCGACAGUAACUGUCGUGACUAUUGUGACCACGACCUGGUGCCCAAUCACAGCUACACACACCUCUGGCUCCUCAACAUACACCGUUAUCACAAGCACUCCAUCGACCGUCACCCUCACAUCUACCUCGACAAUUCCCGCCACAACUCCUACCGUGACUUUGUCGACUCCUACUGGUGUUAGCCCAGAAUCAACUCCAGCUUCCCCUGGAAAUUCUGUGACUACUGUUGUUACCUACGAGACCACGACUUGGUGCCCAGUCACAGCUACACACACCUCUGGCUCCUCAACGUACACCGUUGUCACAAGCACUCCAUCGACGGUCACUCUCACGUCCACCUCGACCAUUCCAGUCAUGACUCCCUCGGUGACUGUAUCGACUCCUACCGGUGUUAGCGCAGGAUCGACUUCAGCUUCACCUGGAGAUUCUGUGACUACUGUUGUUACUUACAUGACCACGACCUGGUGCCCAGUCACCGCGACUUACACUCAGGGUAGCUCUACACACACGGUCGUUACAAGCACUCCAUCGACAGUUACACUCACAUCCACCUCGACCAUUUCCGCCAUAACUCCCACGGUGACUUUGUCGGCCCCCACUGGUGUUAGCGCAGGAUCAACUCCCGCAUCCCCUGAAAAUUCGGUCACUACUAUUGUGACUUACACAACUGUCACUACCUGCCCAGUCACCCAAACGAUCACUACCAGUGGAACUACAAGCGUGCAGACUACUAGCACCGUUUCUACAGUAAUUUUGACCUCUACUUGCACCGAAGAGUGUCAUAUCACUCACACUACAACCCCGAGCGUUCCUGAGUCGACCAUCCCAGUACAGACCACCGAGACUCUCACUGAAACCACAACUGCUCAGACUACCCCUCGAGUUCCCGUCUCGGUCAUUCCAGUGACUGUCAGUACUAGCUCCACCUCGACCAUUUCUGCCACAACUUCCACGGUGACUUUGUCGAGUCCUACCAGUGUUAGCCCAGAAUCAACUACAGCCUCCCCUGGAAAUUCUGUGACCACUGUUGUUACUUACGUGACCACGACUUGGUGCCCAGUCACAGCUACUUACACUCAGGGUAGCUCUACACAAACCGUUGUUACAAGCACUCCCUCGACAGUCACACUCACAUCGACCUCCACUAUUGCCGUUGUGACCACUCCGGAAAUCAUUGUGCCAACCCUUACUGGCGUCGAUGCUCACACCUCCCCUGCCACCCCGGAUUCAAGCGUGACUGUUAUAACCUGGUUGAGUGAAACCACGUACCCAGUCACCUCUACAUGGAUAUCCGGUACUUCCGCAAGCACAAUUGUCUCGCACAGUGUUUCCACAGUCACAUUGACCUCAACCACGACCGUGUGCACAAAAUGUAUCGCAACUAGCACAACCACGCCCAAAGAACCCGAAUGCCCCGCCGCUACCGUCGUCGUGCAGUGCAUCAACACCUGGCUCGAUACGGAGACCGACUGUGCUUCCGAUGUCUCGACCAGCUGCUAUUGCCCCAACACGCAGUUCACCGACAAGGUUCAAAGCUGCAUCGAGUCAUCGAGCAACUCCCAAUCCGAGAUUCAAGGAGGCCUGUCUUACUUCGCUGGUGUCUGCGCUAAAUGGAUCCCUCAAAACCCAGCCAUCAUGACCGGCAUUCCCGCGAACAUGACUUUGACCCCAAGUGUCUGUGUUCCCACGCUCCCUGCCAGCUCUGGUUCCACAAUUCCAACAGCUCCUGCUAUCCCUGUCACUACGAUCACCUACCAGACUUCCACCGUCACCGUGCCUCUGGUGACUUUCGUGACCCACACAGCUUGGGGCACCACACCUGUCCUAGUUCCAGCAAUUACCAGCGCGCCCUCCAUGCGCGUUCCUCCCACGCCCACAAUGAAGAGCACUCCCUACCGUCGCACCAGCGCCACUCCCUCCCCAAGCUACACGCCUUACUUCAAUUCGGCCGUACUCACGACUGGCGCUGGCUCCCGCUCCGCUCUUGGAGCCGUCGUUAUGGCCAUUAUCACCUCUAUCAUUGCGCACUUCUAG
Molecule: messenger RNA, 4839 nt
Organism: Penicillium odoratum
Lineage: Eukaryota; Fungi; Ascomycota; Eurotiomycetes; Eurotiales; Aspergillaceae
Product: extracellular serine-threonine rich protein
Exons: 3
Coding region: 1-4839 (1612 amino acids)
Source: RefSeq, a predicted model, not a curated record